Molecule: messenger RNA, 1202 nt
Organism: Drosophila ficusphila
Lineage: Eukaryota; Metazoa; Arthropoda; Insecta; Diptera; Drosophilidae
Exons: 2
Coding region: 315-932 (205 amino acids)
Source: RefSeq, a predicted model, not a curated record
CGUGAGAAGCACUGCUAUCGGAUGGACCAUCGCAUGGCACCAGGUAGGCAAGGUAGGCAAGGUGGGUGUUCGGGCAACUCCUGAGUUUGGUUUUCAGUCGGUGGGAUCACACCCUGCGACAGCCAUGCGAUCAUGGCUCUUACAUUGGUUUUUCAAUAAGACGAAAGUACUUUCUGGCGUUCCUUCACAUCCCCAGCCAAGGUACAAGUGUCAAUUUGAUCUGACAAUAUCCGAGCGGGUUACACAAAACACAAAACACAAAACACAGACCCACUUCGGGCGACCCAAUCAACUCAGUUCAACUCAACACGGAAAUGUUCGAGGUGCACGCCAUCAGCUCCCAGUUCCGCCGGGCGGUGGGCAGGAUCUUCCGCGUGGACCACGACUACGCCCAGUUCUCGAUCUGGAACCUCUGCCCGAUGAGCCUCUGGGGCCAGGCCAAGAGCGCCCUGCACUCCUGCGGCCUGUGCCGCCGCGAGUGGUUCCCACUCGUUUUCUGGCUGGUGGCGCCCCUCAGUCUCGCCGGGGCGCUGUUCACCUGCCACGAGCUCAGCCGGCUGUGGGCCUGCCCCAGCGCCAAGCUGACCACGUGGCGCCGCCGUCACUUCUUCGUCCUCGACUACUGGCUGCUCAGGAGGGCUCGGCUGGUGGGCUCGAGCCUCAACGCGGUCGCCUGGCUGAUGCUUGUCUACGGCAUCGCAACGAUCUCGCCCAGCGCCAUGGCGCCCUGGAUCCUGGUGACCAGCCUCGUCCUGUCCGCGGAGGGGCUUCUGUGGUCCUUCGAGGUGAUCACCGGCCGCCUGCCGGUCCACCCGCAGACGCUCCUGGCGCUGCUGCUGCACGCCUUCUUCCUGGGAUCCGUUUGCUGUGUGCAGAGCGUCUUCGAGGCGGCGCUGGCCGAGCACGUCGAGCACUCGCUGCGAAUCAUUUGAGACGGACCGCUGUCUGCUGUCUGCCGUCUGCUGUCCGCUUUCCGCUGGCCGCUGAACGGCGAACGUCGUCAUUAAGUAAAGGUGCAGGACCGCCAUAAUUGCUUCGCGGCCUGCAUUGAGCCCAAUUAAGUUGGUGGCGGCACGCACUCCAGAUCACCCCAAUCAGUGUUAACGAAGCCCUUCUGUUCCUUGGCCUGCGGAAUACCCUCUCCGGAUGUCUACUCUGGUGUCCAUCAUAUUGAAAAUCAAUACAGUGUUACUUUACGUUUA